CGCCGGCGCUCGCCCGGCGCCUCAGCGAGCAGCGGCAGGGCAGGGCCCCGCCGGCUGACAGACGCCCGCCGCCGCUCCGACAACACAGCAUGCGCAGCGCCCUUCGCGAACAGAGGCCGGGCAAUUAAGGGGGCUGCCCCCGCGCGGUGCCCGCUGCGCCUGCGUCACCUCCCUCCCCGCCGGCCGGGCAGCUGCACUGCGCCUGCGCGGCUCCGGCGCGGCGCGGCGCCGGGGAGCCGGAGCCUGCGCGGUUGCCGGGGUGACGGGAAUACAACAUGGCGCGCUGAGGGCCUGGCCGGGAGGUGUUCGGCGGUCGGGAGGGCGCCCGGUCGCUCUCUCGCUCGCCCCGAGACCUGCAGGCGAGCGCAGGAUGAACAAAUAUCAACCAGUUGGUAAGAUAGGAGAGGGAACAUUUUCUGAUGUUCUGAAGACACUGAGUCUUAGGGAUGGAAAGUACUAUGCAUGUAAACACAUGAAGCAACAUUUUGAAAGUAUGGAACAAGUGAAUAAUCUGAGAGAAAUACAAGCACUAAGGAGGCUGAGUCCACAUCCUAAUAUCCUUGUGUUACAUGAAGUUGUUUUUGAUAAAAAAGCUGGGUCCCUUUCACUGAUAUGUGAACUUAUGGACAUGACUAUUUAUGAGCUGAUAAAAGGAAGGAGAAAGCCAUUACCUGAAAAAAAAAUUAAGAACUACAUGUACCAGUUAUGCAAAUCUCUUGAUUACAUACAUAGAAAUGGGAUAUUUCACAGAGAUGUGAAACCAGAAAACAUAUUAAUAAAGCAGAAUACCCUGAAGUUAGGAGAUUUUGGAUCUUGUAGGAGUAUCUAUUCUAAGCAGCCACAUACGGAAUAUAUCUCCACACGCUGGUAUCGAGCACCUGAAUGCUUACUUACAAAUGGCUACUAUAGUUACAAAAUUGAUAUAUGGAGUGCUGGCUGUGUUUUCUAUGAAAUCACAAGUUUUCAGCCUCUCUUCCCUGGAUCUAAUGAGCUGGACCAAAUUUCAAAAAUCCAUGACAUUAUAGGCACUCCUGCUAACAAAACUCUCAAGAAGUUCAAGCAGUCAAGAAUUGCAACUUUUGAUUUCCCUUUUAAAAGAGGAAAAGGAAUACCUCCUUUUGUGCACAAUUUGUCUCCCAAAGGCUUCUCUCUCCUGUAUGCAAUGAUAAAAUAUGAUCCUGAUGAGAGAAUUGCUGCCCAUCAAACAUUACAGCACCCUUAUUUUCAAGAACUCUGGGCAGCUGAUACACAAGCUUUGGCCAUGCACAAAAAAUUAAGAUUACUAGGAAAUACAUCAGGGCAAGUACCUCUGCAUUUGUGGCAAAUUUCAAAGGAAGGUCAAAGACAGUCUGAGAAACAGAAGGCACUUAAGUCUUCCCCGAAACAUUUCCACUUACCUGCUAUAGAACGAAGAGGAGGAGGUUACUGACCGCCUUGUAAAGUAUUUGGAGUGUGAGGAAAAGCACAACUAUGCAGUGAGAGAGACCCAAUCAUGCUUCCGUUGCUAGAGAUCUAACAAGAGCAGCAGUGCCUUAUUUUGUGUUUCUCUGACAAUUUGUAGGAAAACCCCACAAGGUUAUGAGGGCUGCUUACCUACCAUUUUGGUAUUCUGUUCCUGAAGGGUAUCAAUAUUUAAUUAAAGCAUUGAUCUGGCAGAGCUUAGAGAACACUCUGUAUUGAACUUUCUAAGUAUUUUUUCCUUUUAGAACCUGAUGGAGGAGGAGGUUGGUUAAAAAUAACAUGAAAGGGUUCUUUGAGCUUCAGUAUUAAGACUGGAAUGUUAUCUACAAAAUAUGAGUUUUCAUAUUAUAUUAUAAAUGAAGCUAAUUUUUGUAUAUUUUUUAGAUGUAAAAGAUUUUUAUUUUUCAGUCAACUCUGGAAAGUAUUCACCUCCUGUAUUCAAUAACUUCAACCUCAAGUUUUAUUGAGAAUGUGCAGAUUAUGCAAUCAUAUGAGAUACCUGAUUUUGAUGCAGUUUCUGUAACUGCUGAGUAUUUUUAUAUAACUAUAAUCUAAAGCAACUUUUUAUCUGAUUCAAAGCAAAUAAAAUUUAGUCAUAGUUUUCUUCAAGUCAAGGUUGAUCUUAAUCAAAAGUUUUAACACUGACUGAUAUUGCAGCUACUUGCUUAAAAGAGCAGUAAAGGCAUGUAUCUUAUCAUGUUUCAGAAAUUUUGGGCACAGAUCAUCAGUAACUAUUUAAUAUAAUGUUACUGUUUCCUAGUGCUAUAAAAGGUAAGUUAAGAGGCAGCAUUUUUAUCUUACUUGGAAAGAGUAGUUAUUGCAAUUUGAUACCACUGAUUUUAAAAUUCCCGAGAUCUCCUAAAAAUUUGCAAUAAUAAUUUGCAAUACUUAAAUUUGGUGAUGUGUUACAAAACGGUUUUGCUAUUUAAAAAACAAGUUAGUUUGUGCAAGUCAUACUUAGCUGGGGGUUUAAAAAUCUUCUGUGUACCAAGUAUGCAUGCAAGACAGGUUUUGCAAAUAACUUGUCUUUUUAAUAGUUCUGAAAGUUACUCUGCUCAUAAUUGGGAAGUGAUCAGCUUUUUUUCCAGUAACCAAAUACCUCUGGGACUGCUGCUGCUGUUCAAAAGUUUCUGUGCAUCAAAAAAGUAAAAAUGAAGCAACGAGAAGGCAGGCAAGGGCCAUGUUGUAUUAGAGGUCGCUGCUGCCCAUGAGGCAUUAUAAAAAAACGCACUGGGUAGCAGACCACGUUAAAGUUACUAAGCCAACAAUUAAGCAUCAAUUUGAGAUUGAUGCUCUAAAUCCAGACAAACUAUUUAUUCUAAUCAGUUAAGAUGCAGCUCAAACAAGGCAGUAAAAUACACAUGAAAAUUUUAUAAAAAUACUACUCAUCUAGAAUAAAAGCUGUGUCCAUUAUGCUC
Molecule: messenger RNA, 2879 nt
Organism: Harpia harpyja (harpy eagle)
Lineage: Eukaryota; Metazoa; Chordata; Aves; Accipitriformes; Accipitridae
Gene: MOK
Product: MOK protein kinase
Exons: 11
Coding region: 371-1429 (352 amino acids)
Biological process (GO): intracellular signal transduction; protein phosphorylation
Cellular component (GO): cytoplasm; nucleus
Molecular function (GO): ATP binding; protein serine/threonine kinase activity
Source: RefSeq, a predicted model, not a curated record